Molecule: messenger RNA, 336 nt
Organism: Linum trigynum
Lineage: Eukaryota; Viridiplantae; Streptophyta; Magnoliopsida; Malpighiales; Linaceae
Source: the annotation of a GenBank genome assembly
AUGGACCGUCCCUCCGACAAAGAGAACCAUCGCCGCCAUCAAGACCAGCCAAAACAGAGUAUGCCGCCUUUGUCAUCAUUUAGCCUCUGGGUCGUUUCCUCCAUUGGCGCUAUCGAUCUAUCCAUCCCUUCAGCAAGGUCGAUGUUACCAUCAUCGUCGAAUCACGUUUUUGUGCCGCCACCAACGUCUUCUCCCCCCGUCCCUCGUUGCUGUUUCCUCAUCCCAGUGUCGCUCGUUGCAGUAAACUCCACCGCCUUCAGCAUCCUAGUCUGCCGCACCACCAAUCUUUCUCGUCGCCGUUGGAUCCACCGCCCUCUCACCAAGACCAAUCGCUAG